Molecule: messenger RNA, 4012 nt
Organism: Gambusia affinis (western mosquitofish)
Lineage: Eukaryota; Metazoa; Chordata; Actinopteri; Cyprinodontiformes; Poeciliidae
Gene: klf13
Product: Kruppel-like factor 13
Exons: 2
Coding region: 1312-2097 (261 amino acids)
Biological process (GO): regulation of transcription by RNA polymerase II
Molecular function (GO): DNA-binding transcription factor activity, RNA polymerase II-specific; RNA polymerase II cis-regulatory region sequence-specific DNA binding
Source: RefSeq, a predicted model, not a curated record
GAAAUUGGAAACUUUUCCGCUGUCUUCUUUUUUUUCUAUUUGAAUCAAAUUCCAUCUUUUCCAGACUUAUUACUGCAAAUAAACUAUAAAUCUGACUGGUCAGGCUCCAGCCAAAUAAGCAGAGCAUUAACCACAGAGUUGUAGUCUUUGAGGUUUGGCAGCUUGAAAUUUUUGAAUGUGUCCCAUGUCCAGCACACCAUAAUCAAAUGACUGAAUGAUCUCCUCAUAUGCACAAGGUCUACAGACUCCCAUUAAUUACACAAUAUGUAAUUGAUGCAGAGGUGCAUCUAUUACAAGGCCCUUGUGUAUUUUGAAGGUGUCAUUACUAUCAUUGUUUUUGUUAAUGAAAACCAGGUAUAAUUUUUCUUCCACUUUGCAGAUUUUGUGUUGCUGCAUCAUGUUCAAUCCCAUUAAAGUACUUUGAGGUUGGAGGUGGUAACAUGACAAAAUGCUAAAAUACUUGAAGGGUUCGGGAUACUUUUGAAAACACAGCAAACCUGAUUCACAUGCGUGUAUGGUGUGUGUGUUUAUCAGUUAAGGUCAGUGCUUUGACUCUUCUUUUUUAAGAGAUGACCACUGUGACCUGGGUCGCACAAGAAGGUCACAUGACACUGAAUGAUCUUGAAAUUUCCUUGGUGAUAUUCCUCAGCCCAUCUGAUCAAAAAUGCACCAAGUAGGAAAUAAAUAGUUUCUACUGCAUCAGCGUGGCUGUCUCGACAAUUCCUAGCGGCAGGUAGAGGGCUGCAUCCUCUGGACGCAUAGAAACAGCGCAGCUGAAACUUUCUAGUAACUCGUGCUGCUCGGAGCACUUGGGGACAAGCUGUACCCAAUGAAUGAGCCACUCCUCUGACGAUGCUGCCGAGCGCUGCCCGGCUCGACACGCCCCCAGCAUGGAUACAGCGAGCUGGAGCAGGCGCUCGGGAGACGCGCUCACUGUGCUGGAGACAGUCUGAAGCCGCAAUGGGAGUUAACGCAUCCAAGUUUCAAGAGUUCCUGCUACCGGUGUCGCUGCACUAAACAAAGACUCCGGUUUCUGCUUUCUCCCUCCCUUUCUCUUUCUCUCUCUCUCUCCCCCUCUCUUUCUGUGUGAGAGAGAGAGAUCUUCUCUGCGUUUUUUUUUUUGUUUGGUGCGAGGCGUUUCUCGCACAGGAUGUUGAUGAUUUUGGAAAGCCGGGUAAGAUCAUAAAGUCAGUUCUCUCUGGUGAGAACGACCUCCACCUCACCGCCACUACACAAAGGGAAGCACGGCGCAAGUACUUUUUUUAAACAGCCUCCUACACGCGGAUUUAUUUCAUAAUUAUUUUUUUCCGAAUGUCAUUAAGAAGCAGAGGGGGCUGUUUCAAAGACAGAAUGGAUCACUUUGCAGCAGAGUGCCUUGUUUCAAUGUCCAGCCGUGCAGUUGUUCACCCCCCUAAGGGCAACAGGGAGAUUAAACCGGAGAUCCCAACCUCUUCCAGGACAGGAGAAGAAAUAAAGGAGCCCCUGGUGAAGGAGAACUCCUCGAUUUUCGUGGUGGCGAGGAUCCUGGCGGAUUUUAACCAGCAGACACCCAACGGCGUUGCCGAGCAGGCAAAGAUAAAGGAGGAGAGCACGCCGAACCUGAGAGAGGAUGGAAACUCUGCCACACCUACCGCCACCUCCGAUCCUGCGCUCAGACAAAGAGGCAAGAGAUCGAGAGGUCGGACAGAGCAAGAGCCACCUCAGAAAAAGCACAAAUGCAACUAUUCUGGCUGUGAAAAAGUUUAUGGCAAAUCCUCCCACCUCAAAGCUCACCUAAGGACACACACAGGUGAACGGCCCUUUCCAUGCACCUGGCCCGACUGCAGUAAGAAGUUUGCCCGUUCUGAUGAGCUGGCCCGCCACUACCGCACCCACACAGGAGAGAAGAAGUUUGGCUGUCCACUUUGCGACAAGCGCUUCAUGCGCAGCGACCACCUGAUGAAGCACGCCAGGCGCCACUCAGAUUUCCAGCCCGGCAUGUUGAAGAAGCCCCACAGUGGCAAUGCCAUGCGCCCCAGUUCUCUCAGCGACUACAGCCGCUCGGAUGCAUCCAGUCCCACCAUCAGCCCCACCCUCAGUCCAGCCAACUCGCCUUAAACUGAAACCUGGUCGCACUUUUCAGGCCCACAGACGUGAGACCUGCAAUUUCAUCAUAACACUUCUGUUGCACAGUUGUCAGCAACCCGCUACCCCCUUCCUUUGCUAUUCCUGUGCUUGCUGUGGUGUACCAUACUGUACAUAAGUGCUUAUUGUAGUGCAAUUACUUGUGUGAUCCUAAAAGAAGAUAAUGCCUUUCCCAGAUGGCGAUAUCUCCAUUCUGUACCACAUGUCUGUAUUUUUUAAGCUUCUGACUAUGGCUAGUUGUUUAUUGUAUAUUCACAGUUUAGAAGAAGGAAAACGAAACAGACACCAACAUAUGUCUUCUCAAAAUGUUUUGAUUUUAACAGAUUUUUUUAUUGAAUGGGUUAGGAGAAGGGGUUCACACACACACCUCAGGAUUGAAGACAGUUGCUUUUUCUGUAAUACCACAGUACUCAAGAGUACUCACAUUGACUGCACAAUAUACUCAUCACUUUAUUCGAAAAUUCAACGGGGAGUUGAAUUUUGCGCCCUGCUCAGGGAUGGCCUUGUUAGCUUGAAAGAAUGAACAUGGUGAAGAGAAACAUACAGUACAUACUAUACUUCAGCCUUACACUCAACACAAUUUGCACUCUAUGCUUUGUUUGUUGGCUUUCACAUUUGAAGAAACCAGACAUAAAGUCAUGCGGUCAUUUUGCUAAGCUACAGUUUGUGUUCUGUCCUACGUCUAAAGUGGAGGUCAAAUGUAACUCUUCUUUUCUGAGAAAACAAUCAUUGAACCUGCCGUGGAAAACAAAUACAUCAGUGCUAAUACUUUUUGACAUUACACUGGGUAUAAGAUGUGCACUGCAUUUAAAAGUUGCAGUGCAAAGUGUGUGAAUCUACAUUUUGAGGCGGAUUGGGAGUAUGCUAAGUUAAUUUAUUUUUUUUUUUUUACAAAUGUACACAGGUUUAAAAAAAUAAAUAAAUUGAACCUUUACCUGAGAAUGAAAUUUAAAAGCAGCUGUUGACGCCUAAAAGUAACAGGUUUCCUGCAAGUUUCAGUAAGUUCAGUGAAAUGCUUUUGAAGACUAUUUUGAUUUACAUUAAAGUCCUGCAUGAUUUAUGAGGAAUAACUUAAAAGCACAUUUACUUAAAAGCUUGUAAUUAGCUUAAUUAUUACCUUAAGCAACGUAAACACAGCAUUGUCAACUUUAAUAGGUGUUUCCCAGCUCUUGGAUGUCUGUUGAGUUCCUUUACAUUAAUGUUACUCAACCUUUCAAUGCAUUUUUGGAGUUAAUGAGGUACGUUAAACUCUUUUAAAGUCAACAAAUAAAUCAGUCUCAUGAUCUAUAGUGUAAUCUGUCAAAACAUCUACUUAAGGGAGAUUUUUUAACUUCUUAAUUGAAUAAAAAGUUCUUCUGUACAGAAAAUCAACAUAAUUAACACCCUACUUAACAGUUAGGGUCACUUUUGGAUGAGCAAAAUGUUACACAAGUUAGGAAAACAGUUUGAAGUUAAUAAAAACCAGCUAAUACUUUUGAAGAGAGAAAGAGGAGCUAAACUAGAGUUUAAUAUUGUCAAAACCAUAAAAUCUAGACAAGGGAGCAGGAGACCAAAUAGUCACUGGAGAUGAAAGUUCAACAUUUGGAGGUCUGUGGACUUUCCUGCAGUAUAUUGUAAGCUUCAGAGAAAUUACUGAUGACGGUUUUUAGCCAAACUAAAAUCCUUGUUUUCACACCAAACCUCUUUGAGUAAAUACUUUCCUAUGACGAAGGAGCUAGUUGUGGAUGACGACAAGAAUUCAUAGAUUUUGAUUAUCUAAAUAUUCAAUUUUAAGGCCAAAUAAUGCUUUAUGGGGUUUGUAGUUUUAUCACAGCAUGAAAACAAUAACAUUCCUAAGCCAUAGCUACAAAUCACCAACUAACUUAACAUUCCCAGUGCGUUUUUCUUU